CUAGAAAAAGGCUUAAAUCAGCUGAGUCUAACUUAUCAAGGACGGUCUGCCUAAAUAUGGUCAACAUCAGUUUGCAGAGCAGCGAAGAAUAUCAGCCCAACUGGAAUUAAAUUUGUCAAAACUGACAACUGGAGGAGCAAAAGACACUUGCAACUGCACCUAUCUCCAUUCCUUUUCCACAACUGCCGGCAUUUCGCUCCAGAAACCUCUGCACCCCUCCAUGCUAACGGAGAGAGUCCCUGUCGGCCUGAUGUCCUCAGUUGUAGCCCCAGAAAAACCCACCUCCAACACCAUGGGUCCCAAGGAGGUGGAGCUGAUCCUGGUGAAGGAGCAGAAUGGUGUUCAGUUCACCUCAACCACCUUAGUGGCUCCAGCUCCUACUGAGACCAAUGUCAGUGGAGAGGAGGAGAGAGAGACCUGGGGGAAGAAAAUUGACUUCCUCCUGUCUGUGAUUGGAUUCGCCGUGGACCUCGCCAAUGUUUGGAGAUUCCCCUACCUCUGCUAUAAGAAUGGAGGAGGUGCGUUCCUGGUGCCAUACCUGUUCUUCAUGGUGAUAGCAGGUAUGCCUCUGUUCUACAUGGAGCUGGCUUUAGGACAGUAUAAUAGAGAAGGCGCAGCCGGGGUCUGGAAGAUCUGUCCCAUAUUUAAAGGUGUAGGCUUCACAGUGAUCCUCAUUUCCCUCUAUGUUGGUUUCUACUAUAAUGUCAUCAUCUCCUGGGCGCUGUUCUACCUCUUCUCCUCGUUCACUGGUCAGCUACCUUGGGUCUACUGCAACAACACUUGGAACAGUCCUAACUGCUCUGACUGGGCUGACAACAGCUCAGUCAGUGACAUUUACAAGGCCACACCUGCUCAGGAGUACUUUGAACGAGGGGUGCUCCACAUCCAGGACAGUAAUGGUAUCGAUGAUCUGGGCCGCCCACGCUGGCAGUUGACUUCUUGUCUUGCUGUAGUGAUUGUUCUGCUCUACUUCAGUCUGUGGAAGGGAGUCAAGACCUCUGGCAAGGUUGUGUGGAUCACAGCCACAAUGCCCUAUGUGGUCUUGACUGUGCUGCUGCUCCGUGGAGUCACUCUGCCUGGAGCCAUUGAUGGUAUUAAGGCCUACCUCUCUGUGGACUUCUUGAGACUCUGUGAUGCCAAGGUCUGGAUUGAGGCAGCGACACAGAUCUGUUUUUCUCUGGGAGUGGGGUUUGGUGUGCUAAUUGCCUUUUCCAGCUACAACAAAUUCAGCAACAACUGUUACAGAGAUGCCAUCAUCACCAGCUCCAUCAACUCUUUGACCAGUUUCUUCUCUGGCUUUGUCGUCUUCUCCUUCCUUGGGUACAUGUCCCACAAGCACAACGUAGCCUUGGACAAAGUUGCCAGAGAUGGUGCUGGUUUGGUGUUUGUUAUUUACCCAGAAGCCAUUGCAACAUUACCUGGGUCAUCAGUGUGGGCGGUUAUCUUUUUCAUCAUGCUGUUGACACUGGGCAUUGACAGUGCUAUGGGUGGGAUGGAGUCGGUGAUCACGGGGCUGAUUGAUGAGUUUAAGUUUCUCCACAAGCACAGAGAGCUGUUCACCCUAUUCAUUGUUGUGGCCACCUUCCUCAUAUCCCUCUUCUGUGUUACAAAUGGUGGGAUGUAUGUGUUCACUCUGCUGGACCACUUUGCUGCAGGAACAUCGAUUCUCUUUGGAGUGCUUAUUGAAGCCAUCGGCAUUGCAUGGUUUUAUGGAGUGGACCGAUUUAGUGAUGACAUUGAAGAGAUGAUUGGCCAGCGACCAGGAAUGUACUGGAGGCUGUGCUGGAAGUUUGUCAGCCCCUGCUUCCUCUUGUUUAUGGUGGUGGUGAGUUUCGCCACAUUUAACCCUCCAAACUAUGGCUCCUAUACGUUUCCUCCAUGGGCUAACAUGGUAGGAUGGUGUCUGGCCAUUUCCUCAAUGACCAUGGUGCCUCUCUACGCCAUCUACAAACUCUGCACGCUGCCUGGAAAGUUUUGCGAUAGACUGGCUUAUGCCAUCACCCCAGAGACAGAGCAUCAUUUGGUAGACAAUGGGGAGGUUCGUCAGUUCACACUGCAUCACUGGUUGGUGGUCUGAAAAAUACAUAGAGAGUGAGAGAAUGAGAGUGUGGACAUGGGGUUGAAUGGAUACACAACAAAGGUCUAAAGAACUAGGAAGAAGAAGAAAGAAAUAGCCAUUUGAAUCGAAUACGGUGGUGGUGGCAGUUUAAAAGUGCCGACAAAAAAACCUAUAGAAAUUGUUGUGUUCUUUGAUUUAACAGUCGAUGUGUGAAGCUGUGCAUUGACCCUUUCCACCAUUGUGUUGCACUGGCUGCCAACCUUUUCUUGAAGGAAUACCAUGCAGGUUCUAGCCUGUUAGUUUAUUAUUUUGCACUUGUUAGAAUGUGAGAAAUGUUCUUAGACUUGCUUGCAUACAUAAGAAUGAGUAGUGAGCAGGUGAAAGGAUUUGUUUAUUUUACAAGAGCAUAGUGACACAUAAUUUAAAAAAUGGCAUGGUAUUUCUUUGAGGCAAAAUAUACAAUACAAAAAAAAAUAGUACUUUAUGUAUAUGGGGUGAGGACUUUUCCAGACAACAUCUGGAAAAUUGCUGUGUAACUAACAAAUAUGAUUUUCUUUUAAAUUAUUUGUUUGUUUGUUUUUUAUAUUUUCU
Molecule: messenger RNA, 2650 nt
Organism: Larimichthys crocea (large yellow croaker)
Lineage: Eukaryota; Metazoa; Chordata; Actinopteri; Sciaenidae
Gene: slc6a3
Product: solute carrier family 6 member 3
Exons: 17
Coding region: 221-2077 (618 amino acids)
Biological process (GO): neurotransmitter transport; sodium ion transmembrane transport; nitrogen compound transport
Cellular component (GO): plasma membrane
Molecular function (GO): dopamine:sodium symporter activity
Source: RefSeq, a predicted model, not a curated record